GACGUGCUUCAGACGGAGCGGUUUGGCCCCGGUGCGAACGUGUAUAAAAUAUAUCUCUAUCUAUCGAAAAUCAUUAUAAAUUAACAAUAAAAAUAAAAACAAGUGCAAACGUGUGAGAAAAAUAAAAGUUGAAAAAUGCAAACGUGUAGAAGAAGAAAAGCCGUAGGCGAUACGGCCACGAUCUCGUGGCGACGACUGUGUUUGGCCAGUCUCUUGGGAUUAUUGCUGCUUGGCAUUCAAAUUGAGCAUGCGGCGUCUGCGCCUGCAGGCGAGGAUGAUGCAGCAACGACCAUGCCACCACCACCACCUAUGGAUGCCACAACAACAGAAUCUACAACAGUCUCCUCUACCGCAGCAGAAACAACAAUUGGCGUAGAACAAAGCAGCAUCGGCAGCACCAGCACCAGCACCAGCAGUACCACUGAGGAAGCGGAUAGUUCAACGACUUCAAGCACUACAGAAACGUCCAACAAAUUGAAUGCGGCCGAAGCUGAUGUGACCACAACAUCCCUUCCACCUACCAACAGCAGCAGCUCCCUGCCCCCAGCUGCUGGAGACACAAUGAGUAGUUCUUCUGUGAGUUCUACCAGCAUUGAACCAAUCACCUCGACAGAGCCCACAACAACGCCGCGACAGGAGAGUGAUGGACCCGAACAGCACUUGAUCUUCUCGCACACGGAGGCGGAUCAGACCCACAUCCAGCACAUACCCCUGAGGGAUGAGCACGCGGAGAAUAGUGGAGCUGAUGCCACCACCGAGGCACUGAAGGAUCCACGAGAAGAUCAGCUGCUCAAUCAAAUAUCCAAUGAGAACGAUGAUGUGGUCAAGGAUCUGAAUAAUUUCCGACAUCCGGCGACGCUGAUCACGGCGAGCAACAGCAACAGCGAGGAGAACAGUGACUCCUCAGUGAUUCCCAAUGAAAAUGAAAGUGAAAAGACAGAGGAAACAAAAACAACCAGUACAACAACAACGACAACGACAACGACAGAGGCAACACAGCAGAUCGAGCGCGAAGAGGAUCCCUAUCAUGUGCAUAUACUGUCCGAGAAUCAUGAUCGCCUGGCCGAACACGAAGAUUAUCAAAUGCUGUCGACCAGCACCGAGGAGUCCUCGUCAUCGUCAGAGCCAGCUAUAACAACUACAACCACAGAGAGCAGCUCUGAUGCAGGUAUUAUUGUCAGUCUGGAGAACAAGGCGACUGCCGAGCCAUCCACAUCCACAUCCACAGAGGGUACGACGACUACAACUACAACCACAUCUCGAGCACGCGCCAUGCAUAUGAAUGAGGAGCCAGAAAUCGAAGCGGCGGCGGCUGCCACCACAAUCAUGCCACCAGACAACGAAUCGUCGUCGGGUCCAGUGAUUAACAUUGUUGAAGGACAACACAUGAAACAGGAGGAGGAGUCGCAGUCGGAGUCGGAGAGCAGCAGCAGCAGUACAGCCACCAGCACAACGCCAGCCACAACCACCACAGAGGAGCCAUCGCCAUUUGUGGCCUUUGCCGGCGAGGGACGGUCAGCGGGUGGUGCCGGCGAUGAUGAUGUGGAGGAGCUCUUCCUGCAUCGCAAUGCCACAACACAUGAGCAGCUCAUGGAUCUGAGUGAUGUCAGCAUGGAUGAGGAUCCCAAGGAGAGUAGCAGUAGCACCAGUACCAGUACCAGUACUUCUUCCACAACCACAACAUCAACAUCGACGACCACUGUUCAACCGGAAACGGAAAUGCCCAAAAUAGUAGAAAUCACCGCCAGCGGGGAUACGAUGCAACGUGAAUGUUUGGCCAACAGCAAGAGCUACAAGCAUGGCGAUACCAUGGAGAGGGAAUGCGAUGAGCGUUGCACUUGCAACCGCGGCGACUGGAUGUGUGAGCCACGUUGCAAGGGCUUGAGCUAUCCCCGUGGCAGCCAGCGCAGCAUGGCCAAUCCCAACUGCAGAGAGCGUGUGGUGGAGGAGGAUGAGUGCUGUCGGAUGAUGGAAUGCAAUGAACCUUUGCUAGAGCCCACUGUGGCCAUAUCCGAGCAGGGAGCAGCACCAGCAAUGGCAGCAGCAGCAGUGGAAGAGGAAGCCACUACCAUUUCCAGCACCGAUGAUGAAGCCACGCCCAAGCCGAAGAAUGAUUGCCAUUACAUGGGAGGCGUUUAUAAGUUCCGCGAACGCCUGGAGAUCGCCUGCGAUCAGAUCUGCCACUGUGCCGAGGGUGGAGUGAUGGACUGCCGUCCACGGUGUCCGGAGAGGAAUCACACGCGGGCCGACAAGUGUGUGUAUGUGAAGGAUCCCAAGGAUGUGUGCUGCCAGCUCGAGCUGUGCGAUGUCACCCUGGAUGAUCAUGAGCAGCCGCAGUCCCCGCCCCAGAACAGUGUGAACGAGGAUUCGGAGGAGGAGCACCACCAACAGGAACAUCUAUAUGGGUUGCAGGAGCAGGCCAGAGAUGCUGGAGGUGCCACGUCCGGCUGCACCUUCAAGGGCUCCCAGUACGAGGUGGGACAGCAGUUCCGCGAUGGCUGCGAACAGUUGUGCAUCUGCAAUGAGCAGGGGAUCCACUGUGCCAAGGUGGAGUGCCCCUCGAACUUCGGAUUGGACGUGCAGGAUCCGCACUGCAUCCGCUGGGAGCCGGUGCCCGCAGACUUCAAGCCUAUUCCCCCGAACUGCUGUCCGGAGAGCAUGCGAUGUGUGGACAAUGGCACGUGCACCUAUAAGGGCUUGCAGUUCGAUAACUGGGCUCCGAUUCCAGCGAAUCUUUCAGGUUGUGAUCAGCAUUGUUAUUGCGAGAAUGGGCGUGUGGAGUGCCGUCCGGCGUGUCCGCCAGUGCUGGCAUUGCCGCCCGCGGACCUGCCCUGCCAUCCGGCACAGGCUCGCCUCCUUCCGAUACCCGAUGACGAGUGCUGCAAGCAAUGGAGCUGUGCACCGCUGGUGCCAAAGAUCGGGGCUGCCGGGCAGGAGGAAUCCCCCAAAGAAUCGUCCACGCAAUCCACUCCGAUUUCCAAUGAAACUACAACGACAGCGACGACCACGACAAGUACAACAACCACUGGCAAAAUGCCGCCCCAGAAGAAGCCCUCAUCUCCAGGUGCCUUCUAUCCCACAUUGGACGGCAAGCCACCAAAGUCCACUGGAGGAGGCCUGGGCAUCUUUGAGAAGACAGAGAAAAACCAUGAGAAGGGCCAUGAAAAAGGACACAAGAAGGUGCAACACCAGCACCAGCAGCAGCAGCAGCAACAGGAGCAGGAGCAACAGCAGCAUCAGCAACAGCAGCACCAGAACGAUGUCAUAUUCGAUGAUCGUGAGGGACACUUGCAGCAGAAUGGCGGCUUUGUGCCCUUCCAAUUCGGUCACCAGCAUCCGCACCAGCAGCACCUAGGACCCUUUGGAUUCUACAAUCCCGUGAAGCCUGUCUAUGAGGACUACAAUCCCUAUGAGCCGUACGACAUUAAUCCCAACGGAACGCCCCAAGGCAAGCCACCACCAGUGCCGACUAGUCAAUCGGAUCUGUUUAAUAUACUGGGAGCAGAACAGCCAGGACAUCAGGGGCAUCCCAAUCAUAAUGGACAUCCAGCGCAGACCCAAAAGGAUAAUCAUAAUCUGCCCUCCCAAGUGAGAAUCGAACAGAUUCUGCAGCAUUUGCAGCAGACCGUGCCAGGCGGACCACCGUCCCAACAGCAGCAGCAGAAUCCCCAACAGCAGCAGCAGCAGAAUCCCGGACAUUAUGUGCCCAUUGUGCACAGUGGAUUGCCGCCACCGCCGCCAGCACAUGGCAUUGCCAUUGUCGAUGGCCAGCCCGUGGCAUAUGAGAGCUAUCCGGUGAUACCGGGCCUGGGAGUGCCGCCACCACCAAUCCAUCAGCAGCAGCAGCAACAGCAGCAACAGAAGCAACAGCCACUGCAACAGCAGGCCACAAUCCUGCCCAGCUCCAGCACUACUUCAGGAUUGUCCACCCAAGCCAGUGAGCAUAGUCUACACCAGAAUCAGGAGACGCUAACGAAGCAGCAGCAGCAAUCCAAUCCAGGCAAUAGCAAACUGCAGCCAGACAUCGAAGUUCAUACUCUGGAGGCUCUGGAUGCACGAACCAUUCACAUUGUCUUCACUGUACCCGAGGUCUAUGUGAAUCUCCAUGGACGCAUCGAACUGCGCUACACGAAUGGACCUAGCAAUGACACCUCGACCUGGGAGCAACAGAUCUUUGCACCGCCAGAGGAUCUCCUGGCCACCUCGCAGAUGGAGUUCGACUUGAACUAUCUAGAGCCCAAUUCCCUGUACAAAGUAAAGAUCACACUGAUCCUCAGGGAUCUCAACUCCCAACCAUCGAGCACUGUGCAUGUGGUAAAGCUACCAGCGGAGAGGACCAUCACACCACCUCCGCCCUUCACCGACUACAGGCCGGACUUCCAGGACAUCUUCAAGACCGUGGAGGAUGCAGAGUUGAAUGUCAGCGAAACGAAUGCCACAUGGCUGCAGUUGACAUGGAAGAAGCUCGGCGACGAGCAGAUGGAGUAUGUGGAUGGAGUGCAGCUGCGCUACAAGGAGCUCACGGGCAUGAUCUACUCCUCAUCCCCACUGAUACACCGCACCCUCACCAGCUACACCAUCCAGAACUUGCAGCCGGAUACGGGCUACGAGAUCGGUCUCUACUACAUUCCUCUGGCCGGCCAUGGGGCAGAGCUGCGUGCCGGACACAUGAUCAAGGUGCGCACAGCGCCCAAGAUCGAUGUGUAUGGCUUCGAUGUGACUGUGAAUGUCACCAAGGUGAAGACCCAGAGCGUGGAGAUCUCCUGGAAUGGUGUGCCCUAUCCGGAGGAUAAAUUCGUGCACAUCUAUCGCGCCAUCUACCAGAGCGAUGCUGGGAAGGAGGACUCGAGCGUGUUCAAGGUGGCCAAGCGGGACAGCACCACAGGCACUCUCAUUAUGGACCUCAAGCCGGGCACCAAGUACCGCCUUUGGCUGGAGAUGUAUCUGACGAAUGGCAAUACCAAGAAGAGCAAUGUGGUUAACUUUAUCACGAAGCCAGGAGGACCGGCCACGCCUGGAAAGACAGGAAAACUCCUCACAGCAGGCACAGAUCAACCAGUGGGUGACUAUUACGGUCCCCUGGUUGUGGUCUCUGUGAUCGCCGCUUUGGCCAUUAUGUCCACGCUGGCCCUGCUCCUCAUCAUCACCCGGAGGCGAGUCCAUCAAACGGCGUCCAUUACACCUCCACGCAAGAGCGAUGCGGCCUAUGACAAUCCCUCAUACAAAGUGGAGAUCCAACAGGAGACUAUGAUACUUAAAUCCCCUCCUUCCAGAUCUGUAACUCACGAAUCUGCCAAAAACACUUAGUUCUAAAACAGAUUCUUGUAAAUAUUUAAAGAAAAAACGAAAGGAAGGAUGGAAAAAAUAAGGAAAAGUAAUGGAAAAACUCAAACUCAGUGUCAGUAAAAAUUAUGUAAUCAAAAAAAAAACGAUGGAAAAAAAAUAAUUUUCUUAAGCCGGCGCAAGAUCAGUAAAAAAUUGUCCCAAAUGUGGAAUUCGGCCGCCAUGUUGUACGUAGUGUUUAAGUAAUCAA
This is a messenger RNA of Drosophila miranda, 5533 nucleotides long. It is a transcript of the gene sas, whose product is annotated as putative epidermal cell surface receptor. The record is from RefSeq and is a predicted model, not a curated record. The coding region runs from base 136 to 5307 and encodes 1723 amino acids. NCBI's taxonomy places the organism in Eukaryota, Metazoa, Arthropoda, Insecta, Diptera, Drosophilidae. The transcript is spliced from 10 exons. Gene Ontology annotation, molecular function: protein binding.